GGGUAAUUUAAUUCCGUUGUACCUUGAUGUGACGUCGUUAACAAUCGACGGAAAGGUUGUUUUUGAACGGGAUGUUUCUGUUUUUAUAAAUAGUAUUUUUCAACCAUGAAUUUGGAGUGGGUUUGUUCACAUUCCUGAAUACUAUGGCCAGCCAAAGAGCGCUACCUCAAAGCAAGGAGAGCCUUCUUCAGAACUACAACAAAAGACUGAAGGAUGAUAUCAGGUCCAUUCUAGACAACCUCACAGAAAUCAUCAAAACUGCAAAGGAGUCUGUUUGUCUGAGCCUUGAUGCACUGGUAACGCCUGCCAGACUGGAGCAUGGAGAACUGGAGCAUGGAGAAUGUCUCGGGUGGCUGGAAUCUUUGGCAAUUUCUCAGACACCACCUGGCAUGUACGUCCUGGACGCUCCCAGUGAUGCCCUGGGCCGUCCGCACCACCCUCUUGUAGGGCCUUCCAGUUGCAGAGUGGUAGAGGAUGAGACACAGGUCUCUCGGGCUACACAGGCUGAGCAGGACCAUUAUGAGAUGCAUGUCAGAGCAGCCAACAUAGUGCGUGCGGGCGAGUCCCUCAUGAAGCUGGUGUCGGACUUGAAGCAGUUCUUGAUCCUCAACGACUUCCCGUCAGUCAAUGAGGCCAUCAGCCUGCAGAACCAGCAGCUGCGCUCGCUGCAGGAGGAGUGCGACAAGAAGCUCACCUCGCUCCGCGACGAGAUCGCCAUCGACCUGUACGAGCUAGAGGAAGAAUAUUACUCCUCCAGGUACAAGUAGGCUCAUACUGUACAGUCGGUGUUCAUUUGGCCUACUUCAUCAUGCCCUAUAGCCCCAACCUAGCCCCUACAUUAUAGCACCUAUUCCCCCUCACCGUCGUGCCUUAUGAAGGGUUGAUCUUACCCCACCACCUCAGUCAUAUCCAUUAGUUCGUUACUGUCUUUGUAUGUUGAGUCAACUUCAUUAGAAUAUCCAAAUGCCGGGUUCAAUAGAUGAUUGAUCUAUCUAUGGUCAAAAAUCAAUUGCAUUACAUUUAACGUGAGCAUCUCAUUUAGUUUAAAGUUAAAUGAAGUUCCUUGUUUGACAUGCCUCUGGAAGUUUUUAUCCUCAUGUAUGAUAGAUUGUAGGUCUCUACAUGGUAAAUGUUACACUCAAUCAUAAGUGUGGAGUUUCUACUGUAUCUGGUUGCUAUAUUCUUCCUCAGUUCUUCGUAAUAGGCUCAUGGAAGUGAUGAAUAAGAGAACAUGCAUAGAGAGGAGGAAAGGGAAAUGUCAGAAAAAUACAUGUUAAAUGCUUUGUAGCAUAUUUCUUGGACUCUUAUGAAGAACAAAAACUAUGAUACAAUCACAAAAUCACUGGAAUAUUACUUAUAUUCAGUAUAUUUAAUUGUUGUUGUUUUUCCUCCAUUCACAUGUCUUUCUAACCCCAAAUAUAAAUGAUGGAUGUAUAGGUCGAUUAACCAUUGUAUAAUCACACCAGCCAUUUGAAGCUUUCUAUGUUAUUCAUUUUCUAUAGAAUGUUUUUUGACUGGAAAGUGCUAGACAUGUCUCAAAUCCAAUCUCUAUGAGGGUUCCAUAAACUUGUUUGAACAGAAUCCAGUAUCUCUACCGAUUCCAUCCCUAGCUAGCCUACAAGAUACCAAGCCAGUAACCGUGCAAACUGUGUUCACAAAGCAUACAUUGUUGCACGAACAUCAACUAUGGCAUUAUGUAUGAAGUCUAUAUCAGUCACCUACAUAGACCCACCCUUAAACCCUUUUAAACUUAGAAAAAUAAACUGGAGACAAAACAA
Salmo salar (Atlantic salmon) is the source of this 1778-nucleotide messenger RNA. Its product is annotated as mediator of RNA polymerase II transcription subunit 22. Gene Ontology annotation, cellular component: mediator complex. The record is from RefSeq and is a predicted model, not a curated record. Gene Ontology annotation, biological process: regulation of transcription by RNA polymerase II. NCBI's taxonomy places the organism in Eukaryota, Metazoa, Chordata, Actinopteri, Salmoniformes, Salmonidae. Gene Ontology annotation, molecular function: transcription coregulator activity.